AUGGCGGAACCAUGCCGACUGUUGGUUGGCCAGUGCCACGAGUGCGCCGGCCGUGACACCGGCGACGGCCGCAGCUUGGAGUCCCCGGCUGGCCGACUACAAGACGGACUUUUAACCGCUUUUGGCACGGUCCCGUUCCUCCUCGACGACGGCGAGCCCGUGUACGAGUCGACCAUCAUCUCGCAGUACAUUGACGCCAAAGUCAACGGCGGAAAGCUCUACUGCGCCGACGCCCCGCGCCUCGCCGCCCUCGCCCAGCUGGCAGUCGCCAAGUUUGAGCCGAGCCGGUUCUACGCCAUCUUGCACAACAGCGAUGACGCCAAGAUGCCGGCGCUGGAGGCCGAGAUGCGCGCGUCGCUCCAAGGCCUCGAGCGCAUCUACCGCGAGCACGCGGCCGCGUUCCGGGCCAAGGGUCCGUACCUGCUGGGCGACCGCUUUAGCAGCGCCGAGAUCAACAUCAUGACGUUCCUCUUCCGGUUUGACAUUCUGCUGCAGCACUACCGCCACGUGCGCGUGCUUGGCGACGACAUUCCGCUGCUCUCGGCUGCGCUGGAGGCGUCGGUGGCGCGGCCGGCGUUCGCCUUGACAGCGCGCGACGCCGACUUUUACAUUCGCGGGUUUGCCCACCACAUCGAGUAG
This is a messenger RNA of Saprolegnia parasitica CBS 223.65, 639 nucleotides long. RefSeq lists its product as hypothetical. Gene Ontology annotation, cellular component: cytoplasm. NCBI's taxonomy places the organism in Eukaryota, Oomycota, Saprolegniomycetes, Saprolegniales, Saprolegniaceae. The coding region runs from base 1 to 639 and encodes 212 amino acids. The record is from RefSeq and is a predicted model, not a curated record. The transcript is spliced from 2 exons.